Molecule: messenger RNA, 170 nt
Organism: Perkinsus marinus ATCC 50983
Lineage: Eukaryota; Perkinsozoa; Perkinsida; Perkinsidae
Exons: 1
Source: RefSeq, a predicted model, not a curated record
GGAGAACUGCGAAAAACUGAUAUGUGCUGGAAAGAGGCGAUAGCUGCUCAUCAGCACCUACUCACUGACCAGUGUGAUCAGCAGCUCGUAACAAAGGUUCUACUUCCUGUUUACAUUGAAUCGCUCGAGCGCACAUGGAGAAACAGAUGGAAAACUGGAUGGACUGAAGA